AUGGAGGAAAUUGAGAAGGCUGCUGAAAGAGGAGAGCUUACUGAACUUGUUCUUAUGGUCAUACGGAUACAACUUGAUGUUGCACAAUGCGGUAUGUCAUCUUCGGAACAACCUCGGUGUCGCACCCCAUUCAAAGAUAUAUCCAACACCACCAACAAUGAAAGUGAACCCACGACAUCUGGUGUGCAACCAGACGCCACAGACCCAAAAGAACGUAAGAGGCAAAGGGAAAGGGAAGUGUAUGCGAAUAUGCCUCAAGACCAAAAGGAGAAGUCACUAAAAAAACGUAGAGAAAAUUAUCAUCGAAGGAAAUCUCAAGCUCUCGUUCCAAAUGAAGAGCCAGAACCCAUAAUCCCACUCACUGCUGAAGAUGAUGAAUUGCUAUCAGAAAAUUGCCUUGAUUCAACAAAUACCACAUCAGCCGGUGAUUGUGACAUCACAACACCCUCACAUAACAAUUCCCGUACGAUGAUUUUAACAAAUGAGCAACGUGAAGCUAAGCGUGCUAGGGAAAGACAACACUAUGCAAGUAUGUCACCUGAGCAAAGGGAGGUGAGACGAGCACGUCAAAAUAUUCAAAAUGAUUGUCGACGCGGUACUCAAACUCAGGAGCACAUUGGAGCAGCAAAUAAACGAAAAAGGGUGGCAAAGAGAGGGAAUAAAAGGAUGGAAAGGCAUCGUCGGCGCAACACUCUAAUCCAAAUUAUAUCCCCAGUGUUGUAUCACUUAAUGAAAAUUCAACUACCCCGAGCGAUUGGAUUAUUCCAGAGGCAAGUGGACCACCUGUUUACGUCCAGAGAGCUUUAG
Miscanthus lutarioriparius is the source of this 807-nucleotide messenger RNA. Lineage: Eukaryota; Viridiplantae; Streptophyta; Magnoliopsida; Poales; Poaceae. The record is from the annotation of a GenBank genome assembly.